Molecule: messenger RNA, 2203 nt
Organism: Argiope bruennichi
Lineage: Eukaryota; Metazoa; Arthropoda; Arachnida; Araneae; Araneidae
Gene: knk
Product: protein Skeletor, isoforms B/C-like
Exons: 16
Coding region: 70-2151 (693 amino acids)
Source: RefSeq, a predicted model, not a curated record
CCCACUUGGAGACCGGUUCUUGCCUUACCUCUUUAACUCAGUCGCGUUAUGGUCAGCUGACAGCACAGAAUGUUCGGCGGACGCCUUCUGAAACGCGGAUGCCACGACUGCUCCCCGACGAUUAAUUUUUUCUUAUUCCUUGCAGGUUUGUUACCUAUUGUGUUGGGUGAUGAAGACUACGUUGGCCUUCCUCUAGGAAAGCUGAACACCUAUGCGAACCAAGUUACUGGGCAAGUUUAUGCUGUAGAUGAAUAUACACUUCUCAUCAGGAAUUUUUUCUAUGAUGGCUUGGGACAAGACACCUUCUUCUGGGCCGGGGCCACCGUUCGACCAAGCAACAUCGGGUUUAUUGUUCCCGAUGAAGAAGGAAGAACGAAUCGACUUCAAAGAUAUGUGAAUGCUGAUGUGACUUUACGACUGCCUGAUAAUCGAAAGCUUUCAUCUAUCAAAUGGCUCGCCGUGUGGGAUCUCAGGGAAUAUAAAAACCUCGCCGACGUGUACAUUCCCGAAGGCCUGGAGCCCCCUUCCCCUCAGGCCAUCUCGGAGAUGAGUCGGAACUCUCACGGGGUGAAAUCGGAUGGCGUCAUGGUUAUGGAUUCGAAGACCAUCAAAAUACUCAACCUCUUCUACGACGGCAACGACACAGAUGUUUUCUUCAGUGUUGGGCUUGGCCCUCAACCGACACCACAUGGAACCAAAAUACCGGAUGAAAGAGGAUACCUUAAUUCAUUGUACCCAUAUUCCGGCAAAGAUGUGACCUUGAUUUUACCCGGAAAGAUGACUGUGGACGACAUUGAUUGGUUGAGUAUCUACAAUUUCCGAACUGAAGAAAAUUACGGAUCUACUGUGAUUCCAGACAGACUCAACAUUCCGCCUUCCCUCAUACACAUUAUUGAAAAAGAAUCGCCUUUACCUAAUUGCGAGCAGUUGCAUCGAGAUUUGAGAUUGAGUUGGGAAAUUUUUGGACCUGCCAUCACCUUCGAACUCUCAGGGCAAAUAGAUGAGGACGAAUACAUGGCUCUCGGAAUCAGCGGUUCCGAGACCAGUUCUCAGAUGGAAGGUGCGGAUGUUGUCGUUGCCUACAUGGACGGGCUGCUGGGAGUCACGGCAGACUACAACAUAUCGGGGAAAUUUCCAUGCACCAAUGUCUUGGGUAGAUACAGAGGAGUUUGCCCCGACGAGAAGGUUGGAGGUGUGCCCAACGGGUACCAGAUCCACACAUUUGUUCGAAACGACGGCAUAACGAGCAUCACCUUCAGGAGGAAUUUGCUCAAUACUGAGGACAGCGGUGAUAAGGUAUUCAAGCAGGAAGGAUUCACAUACUUCAUUUGGGCCAUUGGAAAAUACAACGAUUUCAAAGAACCGACAUAUCACAGAUUGGUGCUCCGAGGUGAUCUGAAACUAGAGUUAGGAAGGAAGCCUGGGGUUAAAAACUGCGAACCUUUCAUUCGACCCAAAAGGAACGCCUCCGAGAGAUCUUGGGGUCCACUGAGAAUUCGGGACCCCCAGGUCACGACCUUCACCGUUAGGGUUGGAGUUCCUGGAGGAUCGAAAGGCUAUUCCGGAUUCACGGGAAAUCCAUCUCCGGGAGUUGUUUGGUACGUGAACGGACUCAUGAGUCCCGAGCUCUAUUUGAAGCGAAAUCGAAGGUACACUUUCGUGGUGGAAGGUGGCAACGAUCCCAACAAUGCUCGCUUUUACCACCCCUUUUAUAUAACAGACGAUGCACAUGGAGGAUACGGUAGAUACUCCGAAGAAGAAAGAAAGUCUAUAAGAGUCUACGCUGGCGUGGAAUUCGACCGUCGUGGUCGACCUCAUCCAUCGGCGGCUGGCCGCCUCUGCUCAUGGGUUCACAAUACCUCUCAUCGUUAUUCUGUAGAUGACUAUCCAUCUUAUCCUAAAUUUCGAAAAUCACUAAGACUGCACUGCUCUGACGGAGAUCCGUCAGUCCUCUAUUGGACGCCCAACGCAACCGUCCCGGAUCUUCUCUAUUACCAAAGUUAUUCAAUGAGAGACAUGGGCUGGAAAAUACAUAUUGUGGAUGAAAUUAUCAACGCAGCGCCCUCUAGUGCACCACUGAGUUCGCUGAUGAGUGUAAUGUGUGUUUUUAUCGUGCUUUUUUAUACAGAAAAUAAGCGGACUAUUUCUUGAUAUGCAAUUGUACAUAGUUUUAUAUAAAAAUUUUAAAUUUUAUUUAUUUGAA